Papilio polytes (common Mormon) is the source of this 1225-nucleotide messenger RNA. RefSeq lists its product as uncharacterized. Bases 305 to 1033 code for a protein of 242 amino acids. NCBI's taxonomy places the organism in Eukaryota, Metazoa, Arthropoda, Insecta, Lepidoptera, Papilionidae. The record is from RefSeq and is a predicted model, not a curated record. The transcript is spliced from 3 exons. Gene Ontology annotation, molecular function: transmembrane monodehydroascorbate reductase activity.
UGUCGCCUACUAGAGAUAGCAAAAGAACAAAUUUGUAUUUUGAUUUGUCUUACGUGUUGCAAUAUAAACAGUGUAUUGAUACCGAUUAGUCACAGUUGGAUCUUUGAGUAGUUGGAGGCAAUCUUAAGAAUUUUUUCUUUAAACAUCAAUAAGAAACUCUAAGACCAAGGAUAAUGGGUUUAAAUUUUAUUGACGUUAUUAUGUUGGAUAAAUGUUAUGCAUAACUAUUUUCCUUGUAUCGUGUAAGAUGAAAGGAUUCAUUUGCUUUUAUUUUGUGUGAAGUGUAAAUAAUACUGUGAAUAAAAUGGAGAGGGAUAGCCUUUUAGACUCAGAAUUUCAAAAUGAAGAUCAAAUUGUCGAUGGAAUUGAUGAUAAUCGUGCAAUAACUGUAUGGUUGACAAUUCGUGGGUGUUUAAACUCUGUGGCUCAUAUGCUGAUUGGUGCUAACGUAUUUGUGGCAUUAUGGUUUGCAUUUAAAUCAACUUCAAUAAGUGCUUUUCAAUUACAUGUUGGAUUAUGUGUUAUUGGGUAUCAAUUGCUAAUGUCACAUGCAAUUCUUACACUAAACGAAAAUAAUGCGUGGACUUAUCAAUUGCCAGCUCUAUACAGAAUGCGUCUGCAUGUAGCUCUACAAGUAAUUGGCUCAGUACUGGCUAUAGCUGGGUCUAUAAUCAUGAUGAUGGAAAAAUCCGUUAAUUUUACAUCAAUUCAUGGAAAACUUGCGUUAGCGGCGUUAAUUUUUACCAGUAUCAGUCUUAUCAAUGGAACAAUCUCGUUCUUUUCAAACGGACGAAGAAAUACAAUUAAGAUUGCAAAAAUGAAUCAUGUGUUAUGCGGAACCGCUGCCUUUGUGAUAUCAUCAGUAUGCUUAUGUUUUGGUUAUUAUAAGAAUUCAUUUAAAAAAUGGGCCUCUCUAGAUGUGGCAAUAGUUAUGAUUUGCAUAACCUGUAUUUAUACUGCAAUUGUAGUAAUUAGACCUGGGAAAACUUUCAUAAGAAAAUUUUUGAAUGUUUUUAAAAUUAAGAUUUGUUAACAGAAAGUGGAUUUCUACUUAUUUAAAUUUAUUAGACAAUAGAGAAUAUCUGGAUUUAAAUUUUGUCGCUUAUUUUUUUAUUUUUAUAUUGUUACAACUUUUAUAUAAACCGUAAUAAGUAUGUAAAUGAUUGGAUUUCUUAGUUAUAAUUAUCUUAUUAUACAAAUCUAUCAUAGAGGGCACAGUUUAUAG